ACGAAAAAUUGACAACGAGCGACUAACUUUGGUUUCCCAAUGGUUUGAAAAUGAAGAAGUGCUCAUGAGCGGGAGUGCAGGUGUAUUUGCGGUCUUAAACACCAUCCCUUCCAGCUCCAGCUCAGACUCUUCAUCAAGCUCAGAAGAGUCCGAACGAGAAGAAGCAAGUAAAUGCUCAAACUUUUGCGAAGUUAUAGAAGGAUAUUCAGAAAAAGAAUUUAAAUCGCACAUGAGACUUCGACGAUCAACUGCCGAAUAUUUGAUCGAGAGAUAUGUAAGCAGUGUUCUACCAAAAACCCACUCUGGCGGUAGGGAAAGUGUGCCAUCAAGGAAGAAAGUGUUGAUGUUUAUUUGGUACAUCAGCAACACCAUAACAUUUCGACAACUUGGCAACCUAUUUGGAGUAUCUCAGCCUACUGGUUGGUCUGUUGUAAACAACGUUUCAACAUGGAUGGUAUCACGAACGGUAGACACGAAAAGGAAAUUUAAAGAAAAGAGUGGAAUACCGGGAGUUAUUGGAGCCAUUGACUGCACGCAUAUUCGCAUCAAAGCUCCAAAAGAAAAUAAGGAAUGCUAUUUUGAUCGGAAGCAUAGCUACAGCUUAGUACUUCAAGCAGUAGUGGACGCUGAUAAAAGAUUUACCGACGUAAAUUGUGGUGAGCCUGGAUCACUUCACGACAGCAGAGUCCUUCGAAGAUCUAACCUGUUUUUUAAAGCGCAGUCGGAGCCACGAAGUUUAUUUCCAAACGAAUCCUUCAUUUUGGGUGAUUCUGCAUAUCCUUCAACAAGCUGGUUAGUACCACCUUAUAAGGAUUACGGCAACUUGAGCGUAUCGCAACGAAAUUUUAACAAAGUGCACUCUUCUACCCGCAUCGUUGUAGAAAACGCCUUUGGGUUAUUAAAAACUCGAUUUAGAAGAUUGUUACAUUUUACAGAACAAACCAAUUUAUGUUUCGUUGUCAAUCUAAUUGUUAGUGCCUGUAUUCUCCAUAAUAUUUGUAUAACAUUUGACGAUUUAGAUAUUGAAAUUGCCCAAAACGAAUACCUUGAAAAUAAUAUGGAAGAUGAGCCUCUUACAGGCAAUCACCAU
This is a messenger RNA of Rhagoletis zephyria (snowberry fruit fly), 1090 nucleotides long. RefSeq names its product putative nuclease HARBI1. The record is from RefSeq and is a predicted model, not a curated record. Lineage: Eukaryota; Metazoa; Arthropoda; Insecta; Diptera; Tephritidae.